AUGACUAAUUAUUCAUUAAUCGAAUUUAAAUUGCGUCGAUUUAUAUUCUUGGGAGAAAAAACUUCAAUUUAUGUUUCCCCAGUUCACAAGGAAGAAUUCUGGAAAGAUAAAAACAGACAAGAUUUCAAAAUAACAGGUGUAAAUCUAAUUGGAAAUAUAAUAAGAAAAAAUAAUAUUAAAGAUAUUAAUUCUAUUGUUCCAAUAAUCUCAAAGAUAGCAAAAGAAAAUAAACUUCAAAAUUAUGAGAAUUUAAUAUAUCUAUUGGCUGUGUGUACAAAGUUUAGUUUGGAGAAUUGUCAAAAAAUGAAAACUGAUGCUUAUGAAAUGGUUUUAACCAUUUGCAUAGAUGGAUUAAAAUUAUUAAUGUUCUAUAAAUUUUGUCAUACUGCUGCUACGCUCCUCUAUGACAACGGAUAUAUUUCUACAAAAUCUUCAGGUUUUGGUGAAGGCACUCAAAAGGUACUUCAAAAAUGGUAUCUCAGUAAAGAACCUCUCGAGACAAUUAAAGCCAUAAUGAAACAUAAGACCUAUUGUGGUGUUAAUCAUAAACAUGUUAUGGGCACAAUUCAUCUGCAUUCGAUGGACCCAGGUCAUAAAAUUUACAUUACUUACAUAUCAUUUGGUAUAAAAAGAAUGAUACAAGUAUAUGAAAAAAAAUUACUCAUAGAAGAUAAUGACAGCAAAGAGCAAAAAUUAUCAAAAACACUACAACUAUAUGUUUACAACUAUAUUAAUGAAGCACAUCGUAUAUCUGAUUCAACAAACAGUAAAUUGGUUAAAGAUUUGAAAUGGAAUAAUGUGGGAAAAGAUUAUGAAAUUGUAGUUUCAAAAAUGCUCAAGAGUCCAAAAGUUAGCUAUACAAUAUAA
Rhopalosiphum padi (bird cherry-oat aphid) is the source of this 867-nucleotide messenger RNA. RefSeq lists its product as uncharacterized. Lineage: Eukaryota; Metazoa; Arthropoda; Insecta; Hemiptera; Aphididae. Gene Ontology annotation, molecular function: RNA binding. The record is from RefSeq and is a predicted model, not a curated record. The transcript is spliced from 4 exons. Gene Ontology annotation, cellular component: ribonucleoprotein complex. Bases 1 to 867 code for a protein of 288 amino acids.